Coregonus clupeaformis (lake whitefish) is the source of this 810-nucleotide messenger RNA. Its product is annotated as immunoglobulin kappa light chain-like. The record is from RefSeq and is a predicted model, not a curated record. The annotation marks the transcript as partial. The transcript has 3 exons. Lineage: Eukaryota; Metazoa; Chordata; Actinopteri; Salmoniformes; Salmonidae.
CUCUCUGGGGGCUCUGCCACACUGGCCUGCCUGCUGACUGGCUACUCCCCUCAGGGGGCGCUGGUGAGCUGGGAGGUGGACGGGCUGGAGGUGAGCAAGGGGGUCGUGACCAGUCUAGAAGAAGAAAAGGAAGGCCUUUACAGACGCAGCAGCACCUUGACCCUGAGCAAGGCAGGCUGGGAGCAGGGAGAGCUCUACACCUGCAGGAGAGUUACUGGUGUGUGUAAAGUGCAGGAGGUUUUUGUACGGCCGUUCAAUGAGUCUUUAUCACUGUGGUACACUUUCGGUGGCGGCACCAAACUCAUCGUUGACUUGGGUGUGGUACGUCCCUCCCUGACCGUCCUACUCCCCUCCAGUGAGGAGCAGGACAAGGGGAAUGUUGCCCUAGUGUGCCUGGCCAACAGAGGCUUCCCGGGGGGCUGGAAGCUGGGUUGGAGGCUGGGGGCCGGGGGAGCCUUGCAGGGCAGCCAGAGCCUGGAGGUCCUGGAGAAGGAUGGUCACUACAGCUGGAGCAGCAGCCUCACCCUCCCCACUGACCAGUGGAGGAAUGCUGGCUCAGUCACCUGUGAGGCCACCCUAAAGGACCAGACCCCCGUCACUCACACACUGGAGCCACGCCACUGCUCCCAGUAGACCCCCUGUACACAGAGAACACCUAUCUGUCUGUCAUUCCAUCAUUCUAAAUAUCUAUCUAUAGCUUCAGCUUUGGUCAUCAAUUUGUGUUUCUGCAUCUUUACAUCUGUACGUGUGGUUGUAUUGCUUUUAGAUUGGAAAUGUUAACAAAAUAAAGUACUUUGUAUUAAUGUCAAA